AUGGGCUGGUUCAAUCUGAUUUCACGUGAGUGAUAACACAGACUUGAUACCGCUCAAACCCAUAGUCUUCCACGGUCACCUUCUUCAGGCGUCCUUUGGUUUGGCAACUUUGAAGAUCUUCCGUGAGAUGAAUGGCUGGAAACUGAAACAUUUACCAUUGGUUGAGCCCACGGAAGUGAGGUCCAUGUGUGAAUUUUUACAGUUUCCUCUUCUCAGUGGUCUCCUUACUGACAGGAACAUUGGUCGCCAGACAGGCACACUUGUAACCAUGAUGCCGAAGCAUUACUUUCUAGGCUUCCUCAUCAGGUCCCUCCUGGCCAGUGGAACAGAAACUCAGGCAGUCCAUGGGUCUCUGAAGCCUCAGAAGGUCCAAUUUCAGUCCAGAAAUUUCCACAACGUUUUGUGCUGGCAGCCAGGGAGCUCCCUCACCGGCAAUGGCAGUGUCUACUUUGUGCAGUACAAAAUGUAUGGAGAGAGACAAUGGAAAAAUAAAACGGACUGCUGGGGCACCACAGCACUCUCCUGUGACCUGACCAAUGAAACCUUAGACCUGUAUGAGCCAUACUACGGGAGGGUGAAGACAGCCUGGGCUGGGAGGUACUCUGCCUGGAGCAGGACACCCCGCUUCACCCCGUGGUGGGAAACAAAGCUAGACCCUCCAGUCGUGACUGCAGUCCAAAGGAAUGCAUCUUUGCUGGUCCUUCUCCGUACCCCAGAGCUGCCAUACAGAAACCAACAUGGAAAAAAUACAUCUAUGGAAAGUUACUAUGACUUAGCAUACCGAGUUUUCAUAACUAACAAUUCACUGGUAAAGGAGCAAAAGGCCUAUGAAGGAACUCAGAGAACGGUUCGAAUUGAAGGUCUGAUACCCCAUUCCAGUUACUGCAUAGCAGCUGAAAUAUAUCAGCCCAUGUUAGACAGAAAAAGCCCAAGAAGUGAGCGGAGAUGUGUGAAGAUUCCAUGAGCCGGUCUGAGGCGCUCUGCAGGGCAGAAUCCAUCUGAGGAUGGGAUGGCUCCUGCCUGCAAUAGCUUGCUGAACGUCUUUUUCUAUUUUCUUAGAGCAAUGUCUACCAACACCUUUCAAGGGUUUCUCUGUCAACACUUCCUUUUCUGUUUCAGUUAUAAAGUAAAUUUGAACAGAUUCAAAAAUUAGAGUUUAAAGAAGAGAUAAAGAAUGAAGAGCUUGUGAUGGGGUAUGUCUUUAAUCCCAGCAUUGGAGAGGCAGAGGCAA
Molecule: messenger RNA, 1231 nt
Organism: Peromyscus leucopus (white-footed mouse)
Lineage: Eukaryota; Metazoa; Chordata; Mammalia; Rodentia; Cricetidae
Product: interleukin-22 receptor subunit alpha-2
Exons: 6
Coding region: 128-964 (278 amino acids)
Molecular function (GO): protein binding; interleukin-22 receptor activity
Source: RefSeq, a predicted model, not a curated record